This is a messenger RNA of Achroia grisella, 1322 nucleotides long. RefSeq lists its product as uncharacterized. The record is from RefSeq and is a predicted model, not a curated record. The coding region runs from base 262 to 1080 and encodes 272 amino acids. Lineage: Eukaryota; Metazoa; Arthropoda; Insecta; Lepidoptera; Pyralidae. The transcript has 4 exons.
UUGCGUGCUCCGCACCGCCAUCGCCACCGCUCUCGCAAAACAGUUCGCGGUUGGACCACACUCAAAUAGACCAGACCAGUUUUGUGCUUCAAAAGUGACAGUGAUGUGUACAAUAGAAUAGAGUUACAUAAUACUGGGACACCUAUCUGUGCGCAGUCAAAGGAUGUGCUCGCUGCUGUAACGUGAAUCGUAGGCAGGCGAGGUGCGCGAGCGCAACCACCACGCCGCCACUCUACCACCACUCGCCGAAGUGCGCGCAACAUGCCCACGGUGACUCAGCUUCUCUCUCUGCGCGUCCUAUGCCUGGUUGUAGCUGUGGUAGCAGAACCGGUACCAGGUCGCGUCCCCAAGGUUUACAACGCACUAAUCACGUCUAAUCAGAACUUGGAGCCGAGUAAGGCGUUCCCUGUCUACCAACCCGUUCUACACGAUACCUUCGCGUAUCCCUAUUCACCUUCAAUUUAUUUUGGAGACUUUCCACUUAAUAAUGGGAUACAAUCUAUACCUGGCCUGCCACCGAAAGAGCCAGUGCCAAACCAAUCGCCAGCGCCAGCACCAACACCGCAAGAACCAAUAGAGAAACCAACAGAACUCCCGCCAUCUUCACCCGAACCUUCUGAACAACCACGAAGCGUAUCAACAACGCCACCUCCACUGCCACCCAGUACUGAAUCUCCCAUUCCUCUAAACGAAUUUGGACUGCCACCUCAAGUCGUACCUUUAGGGCGACUCGACCCAGCUUACGACGGCUAUUCUCAAGUGGGACCCCUGACUUACUCCUAUCCCAGUUUUCGGCUAUACGACCCAUUCGAUCCCUUCCAUUUCAGCCCUUUCGCUCAUCUGCCUGCACUAUAUCGACCUUUUCCAAAUAUUAUAAGGCAUAGUGCACCUAUAUUAAUAAACAAAGAGACAUUCCCUACGGAAGCCCCUUCAACACGUAUAGAACAAUCGGCUGAGACCCCACCACCAGAACCUAUUGAUCUCAAUCUUCUAAAUUACUCAUCAAAAGACCCAGCGAUACCCAACGUGCCACCGCCCCCACUGCCACAAGGGAAUCUUAAGUCUGAAAAAUCAGAAUAAUUAUCUACCAUUUAUUAUCAAAGGUAUUAAAAUAAAUAUAACAACAAGAUAUGUAAAAAUUAAGCAACUGAAAUUAUUAGUAUUAAGACAGAAGAUAUUAGAGGCAUGACAAAGUUCCUGGAGAUUGUAUUAAUUUAUUGUACAAUUUUUACACAAAAUAUGUGUCGUUAUAUACACAUGAUUGAUGGUAUUAAAGUUAAUUAUUAAGAUUUAUAAAAAUGUAAAUCCCAAACAAUGCGUGU